ACAGCUUCAUAUUGAAUACGUUCGCGUUCAGUGCAACAUAUUGAGAAAUAAUAAAGCACAAAAUGUCAUUCGCACCUUUUCUUUUCAACUAUGACUGGCCACGAUGGCCUAAGCGUCUACCAGAUCAAAGCUUCGGGCUUACUUUGUCGCCAGAAGACCUUUUCACUGCGUCGACUCCGAUCAGUCCGAUAGUGCCUCGAUACCCAGUCUGGUGGACAAAAGACACUGGUUCCUCGAUCAAACUUGAAAAGGAUAAAUGGCAAAUCAAUGUCGAUGUACAGCACUUCGCACCAAGUGAAAUAACAGUGAAGACUGUCAAUGGCUACAUCGUUGUGGAGGGAAAACACGAAGAGAAACAGGAUGAGCAUGGUUUUAUUUCCCGGCAAUUUGUAAGGCGUUUCAAGAUUCCAGAAGAUACGGAUUCUGAUGCAAUCGAAUCGAGGCUAUCGUCGGAUGGUGUGUUGACUGUUUUAGCUUCAAGAAAGGAUACCUUACAGGGUGAAAGAAAUGUACCCAUUACACACACUGGCCCUGUACGGAAAGAAGUGAAAGAUGAUUCGUUAACAGAGCAAAUUGUCGAAAAGUGAAAUUUUUAACAAGUUUUAAGAUAGUUUAUUGUUUUUAUGACUUAAUUUUUAAAAUGACUGAUUAACAAGACUAUGAAACAAAAUAUAUUUUGUGUUGAAAUUGUUUUAAAAAUUAUAUUAAUAUAUUUUGUUAUACUUGUUCGGUGUACAUGUUUAUAAUCCAAGUGAUAUUAAAUAUUUAAUAUAAUACAAAUAUUUUAAUUAUUCAAAUUUUUUAAAUGUUUUUAGUUUGUGCGUUCGCCCCAUAAUUUAUGUAUGUCCUAAAUUUUUAAUAUAAAAUAGUUAUAGUACAUUUAAAAAUAGCCUGUAACAAGGCAUUAUGCGAUUCCUAACAUGGAGUUCGCUGACUAUAUAAGAGAUGCAUCAAACUAAUUUACAUAAGUAUUACUGAAUUGUAAGUUUUAAAAAUAACUAUAGAUCACUA
Nymphalis io (European peacock) is the source of this 1011-nucleotide messenger RNA. Its product is annotated as alpha-crystallin B chain-like. Bases 63 to 587 code for a protein of 174 amino acids. Gene Ontology annotation, biological process: response to heat; protein refolding. The record is from RefSeq and is a predicted model, not a curated record. Gene Ontology annotation, molecular function: protein folding chaperone. The transcript has a single exon. Lineage: Eukaryota; Metazoa; Arthropoda; Insecta; Lepidoptera; Nymphalidae.